AUGUUUUCUAGGAGCUUAUCCAUUAUUGGAAGGAGAGUUGGAAACACACUAUUUAGGAGCAAGAAAACUACCUUUGCCUUAAUUGCACUGCCAUUAUUUGUCAGCUAUAGAGGGAUUCAUUUGAAUAAUACUUACACUAGUAGCAUUAGAAACUACAGUCAAUUAGCAAAUACUAGGUUCACUAACAUGCCGAGCUUGACGCCACCACAGUAUCCACCUAGCUGGGAGUUCAAGCCAGAAGAUAUUCUAUCACAAACUAAAGAAUUUAUUGCUAACACUAAAUUGUUCUAUGACGAUUUAGUCGCCAUUGAUAAUCCUACUAUUGAAAACCUAAUUGUACCUUACAUCAACCAUGAAAAUGAAAACGAACUAUUGAUAAAUCAGCUCACCUUUUUACAACAUGUUUCGGAAGAUAAAACAAUUAGAGAUGCGUCUAUGGAGGCUACCAUGCUAUUGCAAGAUUUCGAGAUCGAAUCUGGCUCUAGAGUUGAUUUAUUUAAACAAUUCGAUCUGAUCUGGAAUCAAAUCAAGGAUAAGAAGGAUGAAUUUGAAGAUUUCGAAAUUUGGCGAUUUGUUGAAAAAUGUCAUAAGGACUAUGUUAGGGCUGGUUUAAAUUUGCCUGCCGAUAAGCUGGAAAAGGUCAAAGAAAUAAAAAAGAAAAUAGCCGACAAUUGUUUAAAAUUCUCUAAAAACUUAGGAGAACAGAAGGAAUAUAUAUUGUUUACCGCUGAAGAGUUGAAGGGUGUUCCAGAAAGUGUCAUUGAACAAUUUGAAAAAGUUAACGAUGAGUUUGGAAUUCAAAAAUUAAAAGUUACUUACAAGUAUCCUGAUAUUUUUCCUGUGUUGAAGAAUGCUCAAAAUCCUGAAACCAGGAUGAAGGCAUUCAUGGGUGAUCAGAAUAAGGUUCCCGAAAACGAGCAUUUGUUUAAAGAUACUUUGAAAUUGAGAAAUGAACUUGCCUUAGUCCUAGGAUAUGAUACGUAUGCUAACUAUAACUUGGAUAUUAAAAUGGCAAAAAAUGCGGAUACGGUGCUGUCCUUUGUGAAUGAUCUGAUUGUGAAACUUCAAGACCCAGCCAAGAAGGAACUGGAUAUCUUAAAGAACUUGAAAAAACAAGAAUUUGAAAAUGAAUUCAACAUGGUAUAUGAUGGUGAUUAUUAUAUUUGGGAUCACAGAUACUAUGACAACAAAUAUCUAAAAGAGAAUUUCAAUGUCGAUGAGGAAAAAAUUGCUGAAUACUAUCCCUUGGAAUCCACAAUUGAUGGUAUGUUGAAAAUUUACGAGACGCUUUUGAAGCUAAAAUUUGUUGAAGUCAAGGAAAACAAGAAAACUUGGCAUGAUGAUGUCAAACAAUUAGCAGUAUGGAAGUUAGAUACUCCUGAAAACCCAGAAUUUGUUGGUUGGAUCUUCUUCGAUUUACAUCCAAGAGACGGUAAAUAUGGGCAUGCAGCAAACUUUGGUUUGUCAUCCUCAUAUAUAAGUGCAAAUGGUACUAGGUCAUAUCCUAUUACCGCUUUGGUAUGUAACUUUUCCAAGUCUACCAAAGAUAAACCAUCAUUGUUGAAGCAUAGCGAAAUUACUACCUUUUUCCAUGAAUUAGGGCAUGGUAUUCAUGACUUAGUUGGAAACAAUAGAAUAGGUAGAUUCAAUGGUCCAGGUGCUGUACCUUGGGAUUUUGUUGAAGCUCCCUCUCAAAUGCUAGAAUUUUGGACUUGGAAUACAAAAGAGCUACUAUCAUUAUCACAAAAUUAUAAGGAUAACGCAAAAAUUGAUACCAAGCUGUUAGAGUCGUUGAUUAAAACCAAGCAUGUCAAUGGGGCUUUGUUUGCUUUGAGACAGCUACAUUUUGGCCUAUUCGAUAUGAAGGUUCACAUGAUGAGUGCUGAAGAGUUAGACAAAUUGGACAUCAAAAAAUUGUGGAAUGACCUUAGAGAAAAGAUCUGUCUAAUUUCUAACGGUGACCAGCCAACCACCGGCUAUAACUCGUUUGGUCAUAUAAUGUCUGGCUCGUACAGUGCAGGUUACUAUGGUUAUAUGUGGGCGGAAGUUUUUGCUACUGACAUGUACUACACAAAAUUCAAAGCAGACCCAUUGAAUCCGGAGGUUGGUGUCAAGUAUAGGGAUAUUGUUCUAGCGCGUGGUGGUUUAUACGAGAUUGACGAUAACUUGGAGGAGUUCUUGGGUAGAAAGCCUGCAAAGGAUGCAUUCCUGGAAGAAUUGGGUUUACAUUAG
Nakaseomyces glabratus is the source of this 2232-nucleotide messenger RNA. RefSeq names its product metalloendopeptidase (gene PRD1). The record is from RefSeq and is a predicted model, not a curated record. Gene Ontology annotation, cellular component: mitochondrial intermembrane space. NCBI's taxonomy places the organism in Eukaryota, Fungi, Ascomycota, Saccharomycetes, Saccharomycetales, Saccharomycetaceae. Gene Ontology annotation, biological process: proteolysis; peptide metabolic process. Gene Ontology annotation, molecular function: metalloendopeptidase activity.